Striga asiatica is the source of this 2638-nucleotide messenger RNA. NCBI's taxonomy places the organism in Eukaryota, Viridiplantae, Streptophyta, Magnoliopsida, Lamiales, Orobanchaceae. The record is from the annotation of a GenBank genome assembly.
AUGGAUGACGUGAGCUUCUUCUUUGCUGGAAAAGACGAAGACAAAUACGAAUUCUGGAAAAAGCCAGAGCUGGACCAAAUCGUGACAAGCAUCCCCGGAAUGGAAGGAUUCCUCCGGCGACGCGACCUGCCGGGGUUCAGCCGGGUGGCCGACGUCAACGACACAGGCUUCCAGACCAUCAUCCGCGAGACCCGAGGCACAGCCCUCUCCAGCGGGCUCAUACUCAACUCGUUCGAGGACCUUGAGGGCCCGAUCAUGGACCAGAUACGGAAGCCCAUUCCAACAGUCUACUCCAUCGGCCCACUUCACACUCACCUCCAGGCCCGCCUUGAGGCCCACAGAAACGACUCCUCCCUCCCCUCGAGCAGCUUCUGGGAGGAGGACCGCAGCUCGGUCUCAUGGCUCGACUCCCAGCCAGAGAAGUCCGUCCUCUACGUAAGCUUCGGCAGCGUGACAUUGCUGACGAGGCGCGAGCUCCUCGAGUUCUGGUACGGCCUCGUCAACAGCGGCCACAAGUUCCUCUGGGUCAUGAGACCCGACUCAAUUGUGGGGAAUGACAAGGACAGCCCAAUUCCAGCUGAGCUGGAGGAAGGCACCAAGGAAAGAGGGUAUCUGGUGGGGUGGGUCCCGCAGAACGAGGUUCUGGCCCACCCUGCAGUGGGUGCGUUUUUCACGCACAGCGGGUGGAACUCGACUCUGGAGGGGAUAGCGGCGGGGAUGCCUAUGCUGUGCUGGCCGUACUUUGCGGACCAGAUGAUUAACAGUAGGUUUGUGAGUGAUGUGUGGAAGGUGGGGCUGGACAUGAAGGACACGUGUGAUCGGGGGAUUGUGGAGAGGAUGGUGAGGGAGAUGAUGGAGGAGAGGAAGGAGGAGUUUUGGGGGAGGGCUCGUCGUCUGGCGGAGAUGGCGAAAAAGGCGGUCAGUGAGGGAGGGACGUCGUAUACGAAUUUGAAUAGGUUGAUUGAGUUUUUGAAGUGUUCGAGUUCUGAGGUGGGUGAUUUUGUUCUUCAUCAUGGGCUGGGCUGCCGGACACCAAGGCUGCUCGACAGGAUGGACGCCGAUGAAGGCUGCAUGACUCAUGCUGACCGUAAUAAUCGAACGGACAAGACGAGAAAUUCCAAAAAGAAAAAGACCAACGAUUUCCUUAAUGAACACCAAAAUUUUCGGAGAUCGGAGAAGUCCCGUUCUAACGAGCUGUUCUUUCGCCUCCCUCAUGUGGUCAUAUUCCCUUUACCGCUCCAAGGCCCCCUCAACUGUAUGCUCAAGCUUGCCGAGCUCCUCUGCCUCGCCCGCAUCCGCACCACCUUCCUUAACACCCACCACGUCCAAGCCCGCCUCCCCUCCGCGGCCGCCCACUACUUCCCGAACCAAUACCCGGGCCUCUUCACCUUCCAGACGCUUCCCGAUGGGCUGCCCCCCGAUAAUCCCCGCACGGGGGACCAGAUCGAGGCCCUGCUCGACUCCAUGGACCGUGUCUCCGUGCCCGUCUUCCGGGAGAUUGUCAACCGCUCGGACGACCCCGUCACGUGCGUGAUUGCUGACGGGAUUUUUACUUUUGCGGUCGACGUGGCUAAGGAGGCCGGGAUCCCGCUCUUGUAUUUCGACACUAUUAGUCCGUGUGGGUUGUGGACUUACAUGUGCCUGCCCAAACUCAUUCAAGCUGGGGAGUUUCCUUUUAAAGAUGACAACUUGGACGAGAUGAUAACAAACUUACCUGGCAUGGAAGGCAUCAUUAGGCGCCGUGACCUCCCUAGCUUUUGUCGCACAAAGGACAUCAACGACCACAUAAUACAACUUGUCCUCAAAGAGGACAAACACAUCCCCUUAUCCCAAGGCCUCAUUUUCAACACAUUCCAAGACCUAGAGGCCCCCAUACUAUCCCAACUACUCGGCGUAUCCCCCAGAGUGUACGCAGUCGGGCCCCUCCACGCCCACCUGAAAUCCAGACUAAGCGUGAAGUCCUCCGAACGAGUCUCCAGCAGUAUCUGGAAAGAAGACGAGAGCUGCGUGUCCUGGCUGGACGCGCAGCCCUCGAAAUCAGUAAUCUACGUCAGCAUCGGGAGCCUGGCCCUAAUCACCAGGGAUCAACUAUUCGAGAUAUGGCACGGACUCGUGAAUAGCGGGUCGAGGUUCUUGUGGGUCCAGAGGCCUGGGUCGGUUAUCGGGUCGGGUUUUCCUGCGCCGGACGAGGUUCCUCCGGAACUUUCCCGGGGAACAGAGGAGAGGGGCCGCAUCGUGAGCUGGGCCCCACAAGAGGAGGUCCUGGGCCACUUGGCUGUGGGUGGGUUUCUGACGCACAGCGGGUGGAACUCGACUCUGGAGAGCAUUGUCGAGGGGAAGCCGAUGAUCUGUUGGCCGUAUUUCGUUGACCAACAUGUCAACAGUAGGUACGUGGGGGCCGUUUGGGGGGUCGGGCUAGACAUGAAGGACACGUGCGAUAGGGUUGUGGUGGAAAGGAUGGUUCGGGAGGUUAUGGUGUCGAAGAAGGAGAGUUUCCUAGAGAGGGCGGGCGAGGUGGCGAAAUUAGCCCGGGCGAGUGUGAGUGAAGGUGGGUCUUCGUAUGCGGAUAUGGAUCGACUCAUUGAAGACAUCAAGUUGAUGAAGAUACCAAUGCCAACAAAAUAGGCUUCAUCUUUGU